Molecule: messenger RNA, 1170 nt
Organism: Phragmites australis (common reed)
Lineage: Eukaryota; Viridiplantae; Streptophyta; Magnoliopsida; Poales; Poaceae
Product: DDRGK domain-containing protein 1-like
Exons: 8
Coding region: 68-979 (303 amino acids)
Source: RefSeq, a predicted model, not a curated record
GAACCGCAUCUCAGGAGAUCCAUCCUUCCUUCCCGAAUCGAAUCGGAAGGGUUUGGCGACCAGCGAGAUGGACGGCGGCGGCGUGCUCGGCGCCGUGGUGUGCGUGCUGCUGGUCUUCGCCAUCUUCCCCCUCCUCCUCUGGCGUCGCCGCUCUGACAACCACCACCACCGCCUCCCGCCCCAGCCUCUCCAGGAGGCAGGGGUGGUCCGCGGUGGCGCCGCGCCGCGCCGCAUGCGUCGGAGGCCUGCGGCUACUGCUGGCGCCACCUCCUCUGCCGCAUCCACAAGCCACGAUGCUGCGGAGGACGAUGGGGAAAGUGAAGAGGAGGAGGUCCCGGAGGGUUACAACGUCCCCAAAUCCUCCAAGAAGGAGAAGAAAAGACUGGAGCGGGAGCAACAGCGUCAGGCUGAAGAAGCUGCACGGGACUCUAGGAGGAAUAAACAUGAUCGAUACGAGGAAAUGAGGAGGAAGAAGGACGAGGAGCGUGAGGCACAAGAGAGAUUAUUGGAAGAAGAAGCUAGGGCACGAAAAGCAAAGGAGGAGGAGGUCGCUGCUCUUGAGUUUGAGAAAUGGAAAGGUGCCUUUUCAGUUGAUGCUGAAGGUACAACAGAGAGUGAGAUGCAAGAUGAUGGUCAGGGUUUGCUUCACAACUUUGUGGAGUACAUCAAGAAGCAGAAGUGUGUUCCCUUAGAGGACCUGGCAGCAGAGUUCAGGAUGCGAACCCAGGACUGCAUCAACCGAAUUAUUACACUGGAAAGCAUGGAUAGAUUAUCUGGUGUGAUGGAUGAUCGUGGGAAGUUCAUAUACAUAUCCGCUGAGGAGAUGAAGGCUGUUGCAGAAUACAUCAGGAAACAAGGGAGAGUAAGCAUAUCACAUUUGGCCAGCAACUCAAACCAAUUUAUCCAUUUGGAGCCGAAGGCCCAGUACGAUGAGGAGAGUCAUCAAGAUGACAGUGCUGCAGUAGGCACAGAGCCAUGAUAGUGUUUUUUUUUUCUUUCUCUAUAUUCAGAGAUCUUUUUAGUGAUUGUGAAGAGUUGGAUAUUGGGAGGUGCGGUAAGAAAAUCAUUGCCCAUAUAUAUCACACUUGUGCUCGCAUGGUAAAUAUCAUGUAGAACGGAGAAGUGAAAAGUGAAAACGUUUGAAGAGCGGAACUUGGUUCUGCAUUCGCA